This is a messenger RNA of Cucumis melo (muskmelon), 3121 nucleotides long. Its product is annotated as DNA mismatch repair protein MSH5. The record is from RefSeq and is a predicted model, not a curated record. Gene Ontology annotation, molecular function: mismatched DNA binding; ATP binding; ATP-dependent DNA damage sensor activity. NCBI's taxonomy places the organism in Eukaryota, Viridiplantae, Streptophyta, Magnoliopsida, Cucurbitales, Cucurbitaceae. Bases 91 to 2622 code for a protein of 843 amino acids. The transcript is spliced from 35 exons. Gene Ontology annotation, cellular component: nucleus. Gene Ontology annotation, biological process: mismatch repair; chiasma assembly.
AGGACAUAUAAAUUCAAUUUCGCGGGCUCGUCAUCUGAGAAUACGCAUUUGAGUUUUCGCGCUCUAUUCGGGACAAAAUGGAGGAAGUGGAUGAAACGGAAGCGGUGCCUCAGAUAUACAUGGCUUGUGUCAAACAUGGACAGAAGUGAGGAUCUCUCUUACCAUGCUACACAUUUCUUCUUGGGUUCCUACCGUUUGCUUGGACAUUUAGUGGGAGUUUCAUACUAUGAUUCUAGCAUCCGCCAGCUUCAUGUGCUGGAAGUUUGGGAAGAUGGCAGCAUGGAAUAUCCUCUCAUUGAUUUAGUGAAAUAUCAAGCGAAGCCCCUAAUGAUCUAUACUAGCACUAAAAGUGAGGAGUCUUUCUUGGCUGCUUUGCAACGGAGUGAUGGGAUGUCUGAUGCUCCUACAGUGAAGCUUGUGAAGAGUUCAAUUUUCAGCUAUGAACAGGCCUGGCACAGACUGGUAUACCUACGAGUAACAGGAAUGGAUGAUGGAUUAAACAUCAAGGAGAGGAUUUGUUAUUUGAGUUCUAUGAUGGACGUGGAAAGUGACAUUCAAGUUCGUGCUAGUGGGGGUCUUCUUGCCAUACUGGAAAAUGAAAGAAUCGUGGACACGCUUGAACAAAAGGAACUUGGAACUUCAUCAAUAACAAUUGAUUCUGUCAUAGAAAUUUCGCUAAACAACUUUCUAAAACUCGAUGCAACAGCUUUGGAAGCAUUGCAAAUAUUUCAAACUGAUAAACAUCCCAGCCAUAUGGGCAUUGGAAGAGCGAAAGAAGGGUUCUCCGUAUUUGGCAUGAUGAAUAAGUGUGUGACGCCUAUGGGUAGACGUCUCUUGAGAAACUGGUUCCUGAGGCCAUUACUGGAUCUUGAAAAUUUGAAUAAGCGACUUAAUGCUAUAUCAUUCUUUAUUUCUUCGGAUGAAUUGGUGCAUUCGUUGCGGGAAACUCUAAAGAUUGUCAAGGACAUUCCCCAUAUACUCAAGAAAUUCAAUUCCCCAAGCUCAACGUAUUCUUCUGGUGAUUGGACUGCAUUCUUGAAGAGUAUUUGCUCUCUUUUGCACGUGAAUAAGAUAUUUGAAGUUGGCAUGUCAGAGAAUCUUAAAGAAAACAUGAAGUACUUUAAUUUGGACAUUGUCGAGAAGGCCAAUACAUGCAUUACAACAGAGUUGGCUUAUGUUUAUGAACUGGUUAUCGGCGUCUUGGAUGUUAGUCGAAGCAAAGAGAAGUCAUAUGAGACAAUUGUGAAGGAGGGUUUUUGUGAAGAGUUGGAUGAGCUGAGGGAAGUCUACGAGGAACUGCCUGAAUUUUUGGAGGAGGUUUCUUCGAUGGAACUUGCUCAAUUCCCUCACUUGUGUAAAGACACGAUUGCCCCCUGUAUAGUCUACAUACAUCAAAUAGCAAUGGCAGCCAGGAUUUUUAUCUCUCUCCCCCUGCCCAACCCCUUCUCCCCUCCAGGGUAUUUAUUAUGCAUAUUUGAAGAGAAACUUGACGAAAGCACAUUAGAGAUCCUACGAGACUUUGAAUUUGCUUUCUCUGAUGUGGAUGGAGAUAUAAAAAGAUUCUUUUACCAUAGUCCAAAAACACGAGAAUUGGAUAAUCUGCUUGGAGACAUUUAUCACAAAAUUUUAGAUAUGGAGAGGGCAAUUAUUAGAGACUUGGUGUCGCAUAUACUCGUUUUCUCUCUGCAUCUGCUUAAGGCCGUAGAUUUUGCGGCUGAACUUGAUUGCUUUUUAUCUCUAGCACUGAUUGCUCGUCAGAACAACUAUGUAAGGCCAGAUUUAACUGCAGAUAGCAUGCUUGAUAUUAAGAAUGGAAGGCAUGUUUUGCAGGAAAUGGCAGUAGAUACAUUUAUUCCAAAUGACACGAAGAUUUUUUGUGAUGGAAGAGUUAAUAUCAUUACUGGCCCAAAUUAUUCUGGUAAAAGUAUCUAUGUAAAACAGGUUGCUCUUAUCGUAUUCUUGUCUCAUAUAGGAAGCUUCGUUCCAGCAGAUGCUGCGACUGUAGGUUUGACUGAUAGAAUAUUUUGUGCUAUGGGGAGCAAGCAUAUGACUGCAGAACAAUCAACUUUUAUGAUUGACUUACUUCAAGUGGGGAUGAUGCUGAGGCAGGCAACAUGUCGAUCUUUGUGCCUGAUAGAUGAAUUUGGUAAAGGUACCCUUACGGAAGAUGGCAUUGGUCUUCUUGGUGGAACGAUCACCCACUUUGCAAGUUCUAAUGACUCUCCAAAGGUGCUGGUGUGCACUCAUCUAACCGAGCUAAUUAAUGAGAGUUUACUGACAAUGAGCGAAAGAAUCAAGUUCUACAACAUGAGUGUGAUACGACCUGACAAUGAUUGCACUGAAAAUGAAGAUAUUGUAUUUCUUUACCGUUUGGUCCCAGGACACGCACUUCCCAGCUAUGGUCUGCACUGUGCAUUGCUUGCUGGCGUUCCUGAUGAGGUUAUUAAGAGAGCAGCAGUUGUUUUGGAUGCUAUGGAUAAUCAUAAGCACGUUGAGCGGCUACACAAUGAGAACUUAUCCACUCAAGAUAAGCUAUACCAGGAUGCGGUCGAUAAGUUGCUAAGACUUGAUGUUAACAAGUGUGAUCUUGGCCGUUUCUUUCAGGACAUAUUUCUUUCUUAAUCGAACAUCUCAAGGAACGUUCAUGGAAAAUUUAAACCGAUAUUUGUAAUCUGUAAGCAUUUGUUUUAACGUUGGUUUAUUCACAUCAUGAAAAAUGGUCGAAUGUUAUGGUCGAAUGUUAUGUUCAUGUUUAAGUGAUUUAGUUAUAUACAGAAUUUAUUAAAUCAAAACUGAAACAUACAGAGAAGUUUGUUUUAACUAAGGUAAGCAACGGAUGGACCAAAUUUAUAAUUUAACUCUGAACCGUUCCUAUGUUAGUCCUUUUGAGGGAAACUUUCCGAUAUGGUUGGCAGACGAUUCUGUUCCCUUAGUGGAGGUAAGACAGAGAAGGGGCAUUUAUUUGGCUUGAGAUCAUACAUCUUUAUCAUUCAGAUAGGGGGAGAAAAAGUUCCAUACAUAAAGUUUUAAUGGAUAAACUAAACAGACUUUAAAGACUAUAAUAGCUUAAGACGGCAAAAGUUAUAACAUGACGUUUGGAAUCUAUUGAUAAUUAUCCAAU